This is a messenger RNA of Euleptes europaea (tarantolino), 794 nucleotides long. RefSeq names its product testis expressed 30 (gene TEX30). Bases 1 to 663 code for a protein of 220 amino acids. The record is from RefSeq and is a predicted model, not a curated record. The transcript is spliced from 5 exons. Lineage: Eukaryota; Metazoa; Chordata; Lepidosauria; Squamata; Sphaerodactylidae.
AUGGGUGACUGUACAGAGGCUGUGGUGAAAAUACCUUUCGGAAACAAAUAUCUCGAUGCUAUUUUAUCCAUCCCUGGCAAGAUACUACCAUAUUCUGUGAUUCUUACUCACGGAGCAUCUGGCGAUAUGAAUUUUUCUCAUCUAAAAUCUUUAGCGAACUACCUUGCCUCUCAUGGACUUCUGUGCCUUAGGUUUACCUGCAAAGGCCUUAACCUCGCCUAUCGAACCAGAGCAUAUACAGCAGUUCUGGAAUAUUUAAGAUCUAGUGGCUAUAAACUUUCAGGUGUUUUUCUUGCAGGCCGUUCAAUGGGUUCCCGUGCCGCAGCCUCUGUGACUCGUCACGCUGAUCAAGGCAAUGACAGCUUCGUUCUCGGCCUGAUAUGCCUUUCUUAUCCACUUCACCGACCAAAGCUUCAGUCCGAACUUCGAGAUGAAGAUUUGUGUUUGAUCAAGUCCCCUGUGCUUUUUGUGUCAGGCGGCGCAGAUGAGAUGUGUGAUAAAACAUUGUUGGAAGAAGUUGCCAUCAAAAUGAAAGCACCUCAGAAAAUCCAUUGGAUUGAAAAUGCAAAUCAUAGCAUGGCUGCAAAAGGACGAACUACAGAAGAUGUCUUGUUGGAAAUAAACAUGCAGGUUUUGUCUUGGAUCAAAGAAGUCAUUUCAUAAGAACUGAUACUAUUACUACCUACUAUGCAGCAUCUGCCCAGUGACAGUCUGUAUAUGUGAGUGAUUAAUAACAGCUUUGAAUAGGAGUAAAAGCUUUCAGCAACCCAAAAAUGUAUUGAUGAAUAACCUGG